Messenger RNA from Cryptococcus wingfieldii CBS 7118, 1206 nucleotides. RefSeq lists its product as hypothetical. The record is from RefSeq and is a predicted model, not a curated record. The transcript is spliced from 4 exons. Bases 1 to 1206 code for a protein of 401 amino acids. NCBI's taxonomy places the organism in Eukaryota, Fungi, Basidiomycota, Tremellomycetes, Tremellales, Cryptococcaceae.
AUGGACCCCACCACCCACGCCCCCGUCACCGCCCCCGUGCCCACCCCGGCCGACCUCCAGCACGCGCCCCCGCAGCCCACCGGCCUCCGCCAGCGCGCCAGCAAACUCGAUGCCGCUGCAGCCCACCCCGCCCUCCAGAACGCCCGCCGCACCGCCUUCUCCUACACCCAGUCAAUCCGCGACCGUCUCGCCAGAAGCCCCACCGUCCUCAGGCUCGAGAAACGAACAGGCGUCGACCGAGUCGCCCUCUUGGGUGGCGGCGCACUCUUAUACUUCCUCUUGAUACCCCUCAACAUCUUCCGCCUCGGUCUCCCAACAACCCAGCUUCUCACGUUCCUUCCCGCAUCCUAUGUUGCGGCACAAAUUCUCGAUGCUCGUGACUCGCAGGCCAACAAUGAAAAGGUCAAGGACCUCUUGUCCUUUUUCGUCGUUCUCGGAUUCAUACAAACGGCCGAGAGUCUCAUGAUCGGUGUCUUGGAGAAGCGUAUCCCGCAAUACUAUACUGUGAAACUCUUGUUCUUGGCCUAUCUCCUUCACCCCAAGACUUUGGGUGCUCGAAAGAUUCACGAAUCCGUUUUCCGCCCCGUUAUCAGUAAUCGUGACAGCCCCCUCGCCCCUGCCAACGUCGACCCUUCUAUCGCGGCCAAAUACAGUGUCGUUCCUGUUUCAGACUCCACGACAUCUUCAUCCGGUAGCAUUGCGCCCACCGCUGGUCAAGACAAUGUAUCUGGUUUGGGGGCUUCUACCGGCCGAGACACUACUCUCCCUGACUUGAGCGCUGCUUCCACCUCCGUCGGUGCCCACUCCAAUAAUCCUUUUGCGCCCUCUCACUCCACUGCCGGCAACGGCACUGCCGACAGUUUCGGCACCUCGUCUAGUCCUGCCACCACCGGUUUGGCCACUUCCUCGCAGACUUCCGCUGUACCCACUGCGUCCGGCUUGAACUUUAGCUCUCCGGAGUCUGCCUUUUCCAACCCCAGCCGCACCAACGCUGCCGCCGAGGGCGAGGAUUUGCAUGAUUCCAUUAGCUCCCAGAUCAAGGCUGCUGCCGAGGGCCGCACUUCCUUCCCACCUCCCUCUUCUUUUUCCCAGGACUCAGCCUCCUUCCCGCCCCCUCAGGUGCAGGCGCAGCAGGCAUUGGCCCAGGCAGUGCAGCAGACUGGUGUUGAUGAGGUGGGCGUUCCAGGUGGGGUAAUCAGGCAAUAG